AUGUCUGAGGUGCUUCAAGAUAUCCAAAAGAAGCUGGUUUUUCCAAUUGACUUUGCCAGCCAGCGUCGUACCGACCGAUUGGUGCAUCGGACGCUACUUUUCGGCACAAUUUCGACCAGUUUGAUCGGUUUUUUUACCCAAUCACUUUUCAACUUGAUGGUCGGUUUCGGAGCCACCGUCGCACUCUGUAUGCUCGUGGCUCUUCCCAGCUACACAGCCUACAAUAAACAGCGUCCAGAGUGGGUCAAGCCUAAAAUUCGGGUGUAA
Messenger RNA from Lachancea sp. 'fantastica', 267 nucleotides. The record is from the annotation of a GenBank genome assembly. Lineage: Eukaryota; Fungi; Ascomycota; Saccharomycetes; Saccharomycetales; Saccharomycetaceae.